GGCAGAGUGAGGCUGGCUCCCUUUUCAGUCUGAAAAUUCGAAAGCAGUGGGGAAGAAAUGCUGGACCUAUCACAGCGAUGCUAACAGACAGCCUAUUACAGUAUUUAAUAAAAACAGAAGCAGCAUGCCUGUCAUAGGCUAAUAAAUCCUACCUCCUGCACGCUUUUAAAAACAGUCUGAAGCGGCUUCCACAGAGCUUCAGAGAACUAAUCUUAAGCAUGGCUGUCUAGCGUGCCCGUCACUCCUAUUGUCCUUCCAAACUCUUGCAGACAUUUUGAGCGAGGACUACUAAAGCCAUGAGUUAGCGAGGGUGUGACAUCAAUGGUCCACAAAGGCUGCCAGCACGAAGGGUAAAGAUGAGUGCCGGUGGCUGUGUGGAGGACUAUACGGGAUCGCUGCCCUUAAAAAUUAAGCGUGGCUUUUGAAGAAGAUGUGACAACUACCGGAGGUCUUUCUGCCACUCCCCCAGGACCUUCCACCGUGAGGAAAGGAGCUACAGGACCAACAUCCUCUAAGAUGUUUAUAUGGACCAGUGGCCGGACCUCUUCAUCUUACAGACAUGAUGAGAAAAGAAAUAUCUACCAGAAAAUCAGGGACCAUGACCUCCUUGACAAGAGGAAAACUGUGACAGCACUGAAGGCUGGGGAGGACCGGGCUAUCCUUCUGGGACUGGCCAUGAUGGUGUGCUCCAUCAUGAUGUACUUCCUGCUGGGAAUCACGCUGCUGCGCUCCUACAUGCAGAGUGUGUGGACAGAAGAGGCUCAGUGCACCCUGCUGAACGUGUCGAUCACAGAAACGUUUAACUGUUCCUUCAGCUGUGGGCCCGACUGCUGGAAGCUCUCUCAGUACCCUUGCCUGCAGGUCUACGUCAACCUGACUUCUUCCGGGGAGAAGCUCCUCCUCUACCACACAGAAGAGACCAUGAAAAUCAAUCAGAAGUGCUCCUAUAUUCCUAAGUGUGGAAACAACUUUGAAGAGUCCAUGUCCCUGGUGAGUGUCGUCAUGGAAAACUUCAGGAGACACCAACACUUCCCCUGCUAUUCUGACCCGGAAGGAAACCAGAAGAGUGUCAUCCUGACCAAACUCUACAGCUCCAAUGUGCUGUUCCAUUCUCUCUUCUGGCCGACUUGUAUGAUGGCUGGGGGCGUGGCGAUUGUUGCCAUGGUGAAACUCACUCAGUACCUCUCCCUGCUCUGUGAGAGGAUCCAACGGAUCAAUAGAUAAAAGAAAAAAAAUCAUGGAUAAGAUAUUUUCUUUAAAGCUCAAAUACUGUUUUCUUUCAUUCUUCACCAAAGAACCUUAAGUUUUCAAUGUGCAGUCUGUUUUGGGUUCCUUACUGUAUUAUUCUAAGUAGAGCAAUAAUGCAAAUGCAAACAUGAUGUCCUUAUUAUUCAGGAGAAUUAACUGUUCUUUGUCAGUCGGUUGUUUCAUUAUCUUGUUUUGAUGCUGGAACUAGUCCAGUCCUCUUUCCACCAGGACAGGGCUCAGCUGCUCAUUGCUAAGUCUUGUGGGAAAAUGGAGGCACUGUCCACAUGACAAGGUCUGCACUCUGAAUUUCCAGACCUCUUGAAGACCAGAUUUUUCUUCAUUUGUUGUUUACUAACGCUACAGCCAAAAACAUGCUUUUCUUUUCUUAUUCUGCAUUGAGCCCUGUAGCAAGUGACGGGGUGGUUUCCUGACUAAAGGGUGUUAAACUUUUCGUUAGUCUGUUUUCUAUUUUUACAUAUUACUGUAAUGAAGAGAGGAGGCCAGCUACUUUUCUUUCAUUCCUUUUUAUUCACAACUUCAGAUUUUUAAAAUGAUCUCCAGGUCUAUAAUGUCUUCCAAACAGAGCCCCUCUCCAUCUAUGACCCUGCUACUGUGCGGGAGACAAAGCUGGUGAGUUCAUUCCCAGUGAACUGACUGGGUGUUGGUAGGUAUUCCAUCGCAAUGUGGGACAGUCUAUGCUGCAAGGACACUUAUGUGACAUCCUAACUCCAUUUCCACUGGACGGUUAGAGGCAAACAUUAAUAUGCUAAAGACUCAUGGAUUCGUUGCAAUGGGUGAGUCUGUUACAGCAAAUUAUCAUGUUGGACUAUUACUCUGUGGUAAUUUAUGUUUCAGUGAAUGAAUGUGUAGUCUCUCCUGAAAAAUGUUGCCUGUUGGAGUUUAAAAGCUAUGUAUGCAGAAUCUUUGUCUCCUCUACAUAUUUUAUUUUUCUAUUCACGAUUCCCUUUUGGUUGUUAUAUUUUAUAUGCAGAAUAGACCUUUUUCCUAACACACAUUUGAAUCGAAUAACAGGUUUAAAGGAAGCCUUUCUUCACGUUGAUGUUUACUCAUUCUAUUUGCCGGGGGGAGGAGGGGUUGGUUUUAAAUAAAGGCAUUCCAUCUUUUAUUUAAUAUCAAUAUCUAAAGGAGAAGACAAACAUCUCUCUUUCUCAUCUAUAUUUAAGUACCCUUUUGUAACAUAGUAUUGAUGUUUUUUAGGUAAUUGCAAAAUUUUACAAAUCAUUUGUGGAAUGAAUGGUGAAACCAAUGAGGAAGCAGAAUGUUGUGAUUCAUAGUCUGACUUUUCAUAAGCAAAUAAAUGCCUAGGGUAUAAUCAGGA
Molecule: messenger RNA, 2587 nt
Organism: Peromyscus californicus insignis
Lineage: Eukaryota; Metazoa; Chordata; Mammalia; Rodentia; Cricetidae
Gene: Kcnmb2
Product: potassium calcium-activated channel subfamily M regulatory beta subunit 2
Exons: 5
Coding region: 517-1224 (235 amino acids)
Biological process (GO): detection of calcium ion; potassium ion transport
Cellular component (GO): voltage-gated potassium channel complex; membrane
Molecular function (GO): potassium channel regulator activity; calcium-activated potassium channel activity
Source: RefSeq, a predicted model, not a curated record